AUGCACCAGAAAUGCACAGAAAAUGCAUCUGAAACACAGAGAAAGUUUGAGAAACCAGAGAAAAAAAUUGAAAUGAAAUCUUCUGAAAUAAAGAAAGAGACACCAGAAAAGAAGCCAGAAAAAGUUUCUGUGGAACCCAAAAAAGAGACUCCAAAGAUAAAACCUGAAAAGGUAUCCGCAGAACCCAAGAAAGAGACACCAGAGAAGAAAUUAGAAAAAGUACCCGUAGAACCCAAAAAGGAGACACUAGAGAAGAAAUUAGAAAAGGUAUCUGUGGAACCCAAAAAAGAGAUUCCAGAGAAGAAACCUGAAAAAGUAUCUGCAGAACCCAAGCAAGAGAUACCUGAGAAGAAAUUAGAAAAGGUAUCUGUGGAACCCAAAAAAGAGACACCAGAGAGGAAGCCAGAAAAGGUAUCUGUGGAACCCAGAAAAGAGACUCCAGAGAAGAAACCAGAAAAAGUAUCUGCAGAACCCAAGAAAGAGACACCAGAGAGGAAACCAGAAAAAGUAUCUGUGGAACCCACAAAAGAGACUCCAGAGAAGAAACCAGAAAAAGUAUCUGCAGAACCUAAGAAAGAGAUACCAGAGAAGAAAGUAGAAAGGGUAUCUGUGGAACCCAAAAAAGAGACACCAGAGAAGAAAUUAGAAAAAGAAGAACCCAAAAAAGAGACACUAGAGAAGAAACUAGAACGGGUAUCUGUGGCACCCAAAAAAGAGACUCCAGAGAAAAAACCUGAAAAAAUAUCUGUAGAACCCAAAAAAGGUAAUCACUUAUCAGUACUGAUUUUGUAAAUUGUAAAGGGUUGUUAUAAUAUUAGUGCGUCAAAUGCAGAAAGAUAUU
Rana temporaria (common frog) is the source of this 841-nucleotide messenger RNA. RefSeq names its product titin-like. The transcript is spliced from 16 exons. The record is from RefSeq and is a predicted model, not a curated record. NCBI's taxonomy places the organism in Eukaryota, Metazoa, Chordata, Amphibia, Anura, Ranidae. Bases 1 to 792 code for a protein of 263 amino acids.